Molecule: messenger RNA, 702 nt
Organism: Dichomitus squalens LYAD-421 SS1
Lineage: Eukaryota; Fungi; Basidiomycota; Agaricomycetes; Polyporales; Polyporaceae
Exons: 1
Coding region: 1-702 (233 amino acids)
Source: RefSeq, a predicted model, not a curated record
AUGCCUUACCUAGAACGACUGGACACUCACGCCAAGGCCGUUGCGACAUUUAAGAGAAAAAAUCAACAGGACUCCUUCAUUGCACUUCUCAAGGACGUCGCGUCCGUCGUCCGCGAGGCCUAUGCGAGCGGCACGCCCGACCUCGACGCGAUUGUGACGAUCAAACGGGUAUACAGCGACGGAGACCUCGCCAUCAUCCCGUCCUUUGCGCAUGCACCCGGCACGCCCCCCGUCGAGUAUUCUUACAGUCGGUAUGGUAAGAAGGCGAUAGGCUUCGGCCUCGAGGAGUUCGCGGACAGGUUUGAACAUAUGUUCGUAUUGUCGAGCGGUGAGCAUCCUCCGUUGGAACCAAAUAUCUGCCCUGCUCCUUUCAGGUUCAUCUAUUCAAAGCGCCCGUCAGAACCCCACUCCAGCCCCUUGGAUGAGCACUUACCCUCCUCACUCCAGCCUCAAUCCAGAUCAACCCACCUCCCUCGCUUCUGCGACGGCGUCACCGUCUCCGCCACAGACCCACCGCCCCUCGCGCGCACCAUCGAACAAGCGCGCUGCGAGAUCGACGCCGACAACGACAUUUCCUUACCCAUCGCCGCCGCGGUCUCAUCCGCGCUCGCCAUCGCGACGCAGGGCGGCUGGAAGCACUGCGAGCCCGUCCUCUCUAGCUACCUUAUCGACGGGGGCCACGAGGAGAAGACCACGCGCUAA